GCCCGGGCUGGUGCGCGCGGCCCUCGACUGCGGGCGCCGCGUGGCCGCUCCGGGGGGCAUGGAGCCCCCUGGGGGCCUGGGCUCCGGCCUCGCCACCUACGACUUCCUGGUCAUCGGCGGCGGCUCGGGCGGCCUGGCCAGCGCCCGGCGUGCGGCCGAGCUCGGAGCUCGCGCCGCCGUGGUGGAGAGCCACAAGCUGGGGGGCACCUGCGUGAAUGUCGGAUGUGUGCCCAAAAAGGUCAUGUGGAACACGGCGGUCCACUCAGAGUUCAUUCAUGACCAAGAAGAUUAUGGUUUCCAGAGCUGUGACACCAAGUUCAAUUGGCGGGUCAUCAAGGAAAAGCGGGAUGCCUACGUGAGCCGUCUGAACAACAUCUAUCAGAACAACCUCACCAAGUCCAAGAUAGAAAUCAUUCGGGGCCACGCAGCCUUCACAAGUGACCCUGAGCCCACGGUGGAGGUCAACGGGAAGAAAUACCGCGCUCCCCACAUCCUGAUCGCCACGGGGGGCGUCCCGGCCCUUCCCAGUGAAGACCAGAUCCCUGGGGCCAGCUUGGGAAUGACCAGCGACGGCUUCUUCGAGCUGGAAGAUUUGCCCAGGCGCAGUGUGAUCGUGGGCGCUGGGUACAUCGCUGUGGAGAUAGCCGGCAUCCUCUCGGCCCUUGGCUCUCGGACAUCACUGAUGAUCCGUCAUGACAAGGUGCUUCGCUCUUUCGAUGCGUUGAUCAGCUCCAACUGCACUGAAGAACUCGAGAAGGCGGGCAUCGAGGUCCUGAAGUACUCCCAGAUCAAGGAAGUGAAGAAGACGUCGUCGGGUUUGGAGCUGACCACGGUGACGGCGGAGCCCGGUAGGAAGCCCACCGUGUGCACGAUCCCAGACGUGGACUGCCUGCUAUGGGCCAUUGGGCGCACCCCAAACAUCAAGGGCUUGAACCUGAACAGGCUGGGCAUCCAGACCGAUGACAAAGGGCACAUUGUGGUUGACGAAUUCCAGAACACCAACCGGAGGGGUGUCUAUGCUGUGGGGGAUGUGUGUGGAAAAGCUCUUCUCACUCCAGUCGCUAUCGCCGCCGGGAGGAAACUCGCCCACAGACUUUUUGAAUGCAAACUGGACUCCAAGCUAGACUAUGAAAACAUUCCGACCGUCGUCUUCAGCCACCCGCCCAUCGGGACGGUGGGACUCACGGAAGACGAAGCCAUUUCUAAAUAUGGAAAAGAAAAUGUGAAGACCUACGUGACUGCCUUUACCCCUAUGUACCACGCGGUGACGAGAAGGAAAACCAAGUGUGUGAUGAAGAUGGUGUGUGCCCUCCAGGAAGAGAAGGUGGUGGGGAUCCACAUGCAAGGACUCGGGUGUGACGAGAUGCUGCAAGGCUUUGCGGUGGCCGUGAAGAUGGGGGCCAGGAAGGCCGACUUUGACAACACGGUGGCCAUCCACCCGACCUCUUCUGAAGAGCUGGUCACGCUCCGCUGAGGGAGGAGGCCUCGGGGACCACUGCCAGAUGCCGCCGCUUUUCUCAUUCCUCUUUUGCGGACUGUACCUCUCAGUCCAGUUCCCUAUGGUCACAGAGAUUUCCAAUAAACAGUAGAUGUGAUUUCCGUAA
This is a messenger RNA of Trichosurus vulpecula (common brushtail), 1604 nucleotides long. RefSeq names its product glutathione-disulfide reductase (gene GSR). Bases 59 to 1474 code for a protein of 471 amino acids. The transcript has 13 exons. Gene Ontology annotation, molecular function: flavin adenine dinucleotide binding; NADP binding; glutathione-disulfide reductase (NADPH) activity. Gene Ontology annotation, biological process: cell redox homeostasis; glutathione metabolic process; cellular response to oxidative stress. The record is from RefSeq and is a predicted model, not a curated record. NCBI's taxonomy places the organism in Eukaryota, Metazoa, Chordata, Mammalia, Diprotodontia, Phalangeridae. Gene Ontology annotation, cellular component: mitochondrion; cytosol.